Molecule: messenger RNA, 1560 nt
Organism: Paramecium tetraurelia
Lineage: Eukaryota; Ciliophora; Oligohymenophorea; Peniculida; Parameciidae
Exons: 5
Source: RefSeq, a predicted model, not a curated record
AUGAACAAAGAUUACAAAUAAUUAGCUAUUUAGUAUCAUUUGGCUUUCAUGAAUCUUAAACAAAGAAUUGAUUUAUCUCAAAGGGCAUACAAUACUCUUGAUUAUAAGGUGUAAUUGGAAUUAUUAUAUCAAUAAAAACUAAAAUCAAUUAUAGACAAAUAUGAGGACCACAAAUACGAUGAAGUGUUUUAAUAUAUUAUUACAAACUGCUCAAAUAAGUACCAAGUCUAGGAAUCAUUGAUAACAGAUUUGAAACGAGCAAGAGAGGAAUUCUCAAAUCACAUAAAUACCUAUUAAUUAUAAUUGAACAAUCUACAUGACAAAAAAGAGAAAUCUAUUAAUAAAUUGAAGACUGCUUAAUAGAAGUUGGCAUAAAGCCAAUCCUUUUAUGUGUCUAUCACUAAGGUAUUCGAAAGAAAUGUGUUAACUAUAGAAUUGGUGAAUGACAACGUUGAUUAAAAGUUGGGACACAUGAAAACAAUUUAAGAUCUUAUGAAAAACAAGGAGAAUACAUUUGGAAAUUACAAAAUAGCUGUAGACAAAUACAAUUAAUAAUAUAAUGAAAUCUUGCCUGAAUUGGAAUUGUAUGUCAAUCAAAUUAAAGAACUUGAAUAAAAUGUGGCUGAAUGCGUAAGAUAAUUGUUUCAAAAAAUUGCAUUGGCUGAGGUUUCAGCUUUAAGAAACAGGCAAUAUGAUUUAGAUUAGGUCAUUAAAUAUUUGGAUAAAGUCGACUUUACAAAGAUUAAUACAGUCUUUAAAUUUACUGAAGAAUCUUUUUCACUUGCAAAAGUUGAAUAAAUUUAAACAUUCUCUACUAAAAUUGUGACCAGUUAUCUUCAUAAAUUUAAUUUGAUUGCCUAGGAGGAGAAAAAUUAACCUGAAUAAGAAUAAUAAUUACAAUAGUAGUAGGAGGAAACUCUAUCAGAAGAAUAAAAAUAGAAAAUAGAAGAAUUUUCAGUAGCGCUAUUAAAUAAAUAAGAGUUAUAGGAAAAAUUGAUCAGUUCUAUUGAAUAAAGCAUAAAUCAGAAUAAUGCUCAUUUAGUUUUGGACUCAUUAUCUCUACGUAUAAAAGCUCCAAUAUAGAUUGGAAAACGUAACCAUUUAUUAAUUUAAUCAUUAUUUAAUAAAUUAUUGGAAUGCAUUCCAAAAGAAGGUUUUAAUGUAUAAAAGAUUCAAAAGCUAUCUACUUUUAUUUACACAUAAUAAGAGGAAGCAGUUUCAAUAUUUUCGGUUUUGUGCUAGAAUCCUAUUUUUUCAAAAAAAACUGAUUAUUGGGAAUGGCUAAUAUUCUGGUAGGUAAACCAAACAUGUGAAGGAGUCGAGGAAUCUGAUAGAUCAUUGAUCAUAUUCCAAUAAUUCUAAAAUACUGUUUAAUAGAUGGUUUAAGCAAAAAUUCCUGUUGCAAUCAUAAACACCUUCACUUCAGAUUUAGCUCAAUUUUAUGGAUUAAAAGCCCAAUAAAUCGAAGAGCUUAAGAAAUUAUUAUCUAGAUUUAUUCUAGCAUCAUAAUCAAAUCCAAACUCGAAGCUGUAAAUUCAGUCUUUUGAUUCAGUAGAAUGA